CACUGAUCUCGUACAAGACAAAAAAUUCGUCACAAAACAUCGCGAUGCAUUUCGACGUGGAUGGAAAUGGUGCAUCAACAAUAGCAAACUUAACUGCUAAGGCAUUUAACAAAUCUGUAAGCAUGGUGACCAUACCCAUAAAUGACGACCAUUGGCAUCACGUUGGCUUUACGUGGUCAGGUGUAACCGGAAUUAUAAUGCUGCUUAUCGAUGGUGUGUUGUGGGGAACUCGAAAUGUCUCUAUGAGCAAUGAGAUACCAUCCGGGGGGAAGUUAACAAUAGGAGAAAGAAAAGAUGAAGGUGGAAUACAAUAUCUUGUCGGUAAGAUCAGUCGUAUGAACAUGUGGAGUAGAGCAUUAGAUGGAAAGGAGAUUGAAAUGAUGGCAAAAAGUCCUGGGAUGAAUGACGGUGAUUUGAUCACGUGGUAUAAACUAAAGUAUAUUGUGUCGAACGAAAGGAUCCUUCGUCCUUCAAAAGCAUCAUUGUCAGGUUGA
Molecule: messenger RNA, 494 nt
Organism: Xenia sp. Carnegie-2017
Lineage: Eukaryota; Metazoa; Cnidaria; Anthozoa; Malacalcyonacea; Xeniidae
Product: neuronal pentraxin-2-like
Exons: 2
Coding region: 45-494 (149 amino acids)
Source: RefSeq, a predicted model, not a curated record